Molecule: messenger RNA, 552 nt
Organism: Kwoniella shivajii
Lineage: Eukaryota; Fungi; Basidiomycota; Tremellomycetes; Tremellales; Cryptococcaceae
Exons: 1
Coding region: 1-552 (183 amino acids)
Source: RefSeq, a predicted model, not a curated record
AUGUUUUCGCGCAAUCCGGACGAUUCUCCUGAUCAUCAUGAGCAGUCUGAAGUCAAUCAUGAUUCUAAGAAGAAGUGUUACACCCAAUCAACAAAUUGGGGAAACCAAGGUCAGGAUGUGACGAUAGCUCAUGAUCCAACUUACCUGUCAGCUACACUCCAAAAGGUAAAUGCAUCGCUUUAUCGAGGCAGGGCGGUAACGACUUCUAAUUUCUCAAAGGAUUUGGGAAUAGAGCAGCGACUUGAAAGCGAGGUGGAAUAUGUGGAUAUUCAUAUGAGAGCCAUUAAAGCUACUGGUUCUGAUCUGGAUAAGGAGUUUGAACACAAGGCCAGUACUUCUUCUACAUCGAUUCCUAGCUUCGGUGUAGAAACAGCGAAUAUUUCUUUGGCUAGGCAACUUAGGCAACCUACACCCGAACAGAAAUCAAGUGUCCCCCAAUCAGUAGAACAACGGAGAUCCAAGAUGACGGAACGACAGGAGAGACAAACCAAACGUAUGCAAUCAGAACUACUGACAAUUCGACAAGCAGCUAGUAUACUUAUGAGUAUGUAG